AUGGUUCGUCAUGGUGGCUGUCUCGGCCUUGGAUUGGCCGCAAUGGGCUCGCAUAGACAAGACGUUUAUGAACAAUUAAAAUUCAAUUUAUAUCAAGAUGACGCCGUGACCGGUGAAGCAGCUGGAAUUGCUAUGGGAAUGGUUAUGUUGGGGUCCAAAUCAACGCAAGCGAUCGAAGAUAUGGUUGCGUAUGCCCAAGAGACACAACAUGAGAAGAUCUUACGUGGUCUGGCGGUCGGUAUCGCCUUCACGAUGUACGGCCGCCUCGAGGAGGCCGAUCCCCUGGUGACGUCUUUGUGCGCCGACAAGGAUCCGAUUUUGCGUAGAAGCGGCAUGUAUACGCUGGCGAUGGCUUACUGUGGCACUGGAAACAAUCAGGCCAUCCGCAAACUCCUGCAUGUUGCCGUCUCUGAUGUUAACGAUGACGUUCGACGAGCCGCGGUUACAGGUCUGGGCUUCCUGCUGUUCCGGACUCCGGAGCAAUGUCCUAGUGUGGUGUCUCUCUUAGCGGAGAGCUACAAUCCUCAUGUGAGGUACGGCGCAGCGAUGGCCUUGGGUAUUGCUUGCGCGGGUACCGGCUUGAAGGAAGCUAUCGCUCUGUUGGACCCAAUGACUAAUGAUCCUGUGAAUUUCGUCAGGCAAGGCGCAUUGAUCGCUUCCGCCAUGAUUCUGAUCCAGCAGACGGAAUCCACGUGUGCCCGCGUUAAAGAUUUUAGAGCAUUAUAUGCUAAGGUCGUCGUGGACAAACACGAGGAUGUGAUGGCUAAGUUUGGAGCAAUUUUGGCACAAGGGAUCAUCGAUGCCGGUGGUCGUAAUGUAACCGUAUCUCUACAAUCGCGUACGGGGCACACGAACAUGUUGGCGGUGGUCGGUGCCCUGGUAUUCACUCAGUAUUGGUACUGGUUUCCACUUGCGCAUUGUUUGGCUCUGGCUUUCACGCCCACGUGUCUGAUCGCCUUGAACGCUCAGCUGAAGAUGCCUAAAUUGGAGAUCAAAUCAAACGCUAGGCCAAGCAUAUAUGCUUAUCCUGCGCCUCUUGAAGAGAAAAAGAGAGAGGAACGAGAGAAAGUCACCACCGCUGUGCUUAGUAUUGCGGCUCGUGCCAGAAGACGCGAGACUGAAAGAAAAGCCAGAGAUUCUCAUGAGAAGAUGGAAGUGGAUCCGCCUUCGGAGACGAAGGAGCUUCAAGAGGUAAAGGAAGCUGCAUCGUCUUCGAAAGAAAAGGAUGAGAAGAAGAAGGAUGAGAAAGAGGCUAAGGAAACCAAGGAGAAGCCCGAGAAAAAGGUGGUGAAAGACGGUGAUGAAAAGGAGAAGAAAGAGCCCGAGCCGAAUUUCGAGGUCCUCCAGAAUCCUGCGCGAGUUCUACGUCAGCAAUUGAAGGUCAUUCAGCUGGUCGAGGGUAGCCAUUACACUCCCGUUAAGGAUAUUCAGAUCGGUGGCAUUGUCAUGGUUAAGCACAUGCAGACGGACACCGAGGAGGAACUCGUCGAGCCCGUCGCCGCCUUUGGACCGAAGCCGGAGGAAGAGAAGGAAGCUGAACCACCCGAGCCCUUUGAGUAUACUGAAGAUUGAACGUCGGAAAUAUGCGUCAGCCUGUCGUCCUGUCAUCCAUUAUUCGCCAUCGCGAUGGCAUUGCAAUACGCUCGUCGUUACUUUUUGUUAAUGUUCUCGCGUUUCUUUUUUAUAUUUGGUUUCCUUUUGUGUGUCUAUUUAAUUAGCGGAAUACUCUGCCAGCUGCAAUAAAGCCGUUGCAUCUCAUGUUAUUAGUCUUCUACCUUAUAACUCUUUAAUUAGGUUCCUAAGCAGAAUUAAGAAGAUUAAUGAACAGCUCGUUUAUUUAAUUAUUUACGAAACUAUGAAUAGAAAUUUGUAGAAUGAUGCAAAACGUAUUUAAUUUUUUUUAAUUCUAGAAAUUAAUUUUUAUUAGCAAAAAUAAAG
Molecule: messenger RNA, 1938 nt
Organism: Trachymyrmex cornetzi
Lineage: Eukaryota; Metazoa; Arthropoda; Insecta; Hymenoptera; Formicidae
Gene: Rpn2
Product: Regulatory particle non-ATPase 2
Exons: 7
Coding region: 1-1572 (523 amino acids)
Biological process (GO): proteasome-mediated ubiquitin-dependent protein catabolic process
Cellular component (GO): nucleus; proteasome regulatory particle, base subcomplex; proteasome storage granule
Source: RefSeq, a predicted model, not a curated record